Colias croceus (clouded yellow) is the source of this 1809-nucleotide messenger RNA. RefSeq names its product NADH-ubiquinone oxidoreductase 49 kDa subunit (gene ND-49). The record is from RefSeq and is a predicted model, not a curated record. Gene Ontology annotation, molecular function: NADH dehydrogenase (ubiquinone) activity; NAD binding; quinone binding. Lineage: Eukaryota; Metazoa; Arthropoda; Insecta; Lepidoptera; Pieridae. Gene Ontology annotation, biological process: mitochondrial electron transport, NADH to ubiquinone. The transcript is spliced from 10 exons. The coding region runs from base 64 to 1464 and encodes 466 amino acids.
UUUAGAUAUCACAACAAUUUCAAACGUCAGAAUUACGUGAAACGAAACGUAGUCUCUGCAAUAAUGGCUUCGUUGGUGAAUGUUUUGCUGCGAAAAUCCGCCAAUUUAAACCCUUCUAAAGGGCUAUUAAAGAAUUUACCAGCCAUUUACAAUGUGAACCAAGAUCGUAAAGCCCACAGAUGGCAUCCAGAUCCACAAUUCAUCAAGCAGUUCGAGGGACCGGUGAUGUUCUACGAGGAACUUGGAAGGGAACUUGCACACCCACCGUACAGUGGUGUGGUGACACCAACCGAGAAGCAAGUCAAGAACAUGAUCAUCAACUUCGGCCCGCAGCAUCCCGCCGCUCACGGCGUGUUGCGUCUCGUCUUGGAGUUGGAUGGAGAGACAGUACGCGGCGCAGACCCACACAUAGGCCUUUUGCACCGUGGUACGGAGAAACUGAUAGAAUACAAGACAUACACACAAGCGUUACCAUACUUCGACAGGCUGGACUAUGUGUCGAUGAUGUGCAAUGAACAAUGCUACAGUUUGGCCGUGGAGAAGUUGUUGAAUAUCGAUAUACCGCUGCGUGCGAAGUAUAUUAGAACGCUAUUCGCUGAAAUAACGCGUAUUCUCAACCACAUAAUGGCGGUCGGUACUCACGCGUUGGACGUUGGCGCUCUUACUCCUUUCUUCUGGCUCUUCGAGGAGAGAGAGAAGAUGAUGGAGUUCUACGAGAGAGUGAGCGGUGCUAGGAUGCACUCGGCUUAUAUACGCCCGGGGGGUGUUUCUUUGGACAUGCCGCUCGGCCUCAUGGACGAUAUAUACGAGUUCGCGAGCAAGUUCGGCGAGCGGCUCGACGAAGUUGAAGACGUGCUGACCACAAAUAGGAUCUGGGUGCAACGGACCAAGGAUAUCGGCAUUGUGUCCGCACAGGAUGCUCUUAAUUACGGCUUCAGCGGUGUAAUGUUGCGAGGCUCCGGUAUAAAAUGGGACUUACGCAAGACGCAGCCCUAUGAUGCCUACCAUCUCGUUGAUUUCGACGUGCCCAUCGGUACUAAUGGCGAUUGUUAUGAUAGAUACCUAAUCCGCGUAGAAGAAAUGCGUCAAUCGCUCCGCAUCAUAGACCAAUGUCUCAACCAGAUGCCAGCUGGCGAGGUUAAGACUGACGAUGCUAAACUGACACCACCCUCUAGGGAGGAAAUGAAGACGUCGAUGGAAGCCCUGAUCCACCACUUCAAGCUGUUCACACAGGGCUACCAAGUACCGCCCGGCUCUAGUUACACAGCCGUUGAGGCCCCGAAGGGUGAAUUCGGUAUUUAUCUGGUGUCCGAUGGCAGUUCUAAGCCUUAUAGAUGCAAGAUUAAGGCGCCCGGCUUCGCUCAUCUCGCGGCUCUCGAGAAAAUCGGCAAAAAUCUCAUGUUGGCCGACAUUGUAGCCAUCAUCGGUACUCUGGAUGUAGUGUUCGGCGAAAUUGACCGAUAAAUAGCGUGUCGGUCAAAAUUCGGGUCAAAAGUGGGGGUGUAAGCAAAAGUGAUGAAAAUAUCUAGAAAAAUAAUAAAGAGUUUUCAAUUUUGAUGUUUCUAAGAAUUUCACUAGAUCUUUGUGAAUUGUAAUAUGUUUAUUAAAACAUGUAUUUCACUUAAAACUAUAUGAAAGUAUAAAUUUAUCCAAAAUGUUUAAAUUUUUUUUACAUUUUUGCUACUUGUAAAAAUACAUUUUUCAAAAAAUGUGUUUUAUAACACCAAUGACUCUUAUAGAAAAAUAAAUCGACUUAGAUUGUACAUUAUUAAGUUUAAGCAAUAAAUUAUUAAGCGAAGCAUUGUUUAA